AUGGCUCAAAUAUUAGAAUCAGAGAUAGAUUAAAAAAUGGAAUAAGUUAGUAAGAACAAAUUAGAAUUAAAAGCUUAACUUUUAACCAAAAAUAUGGAAUCAGAUUUAAGUGUAUCUCAAAUUGAAGAUAAUGGAACUGAUUAUGUAUUAAGAUGUAUUAAGGGAAUGUAUAGAGGAAUGUUCAUAUAUCUUAAUUUAGUUGAAAGUGGUGAAACUAUUGGUAGUGAUGAUAGUUGUACACUUCAAAUGGAAGAUUGUGGAUUAGAGAGAACUCAUGUGAAAAUUAAAUAUAAGUAUAAUGAAGAAUAAAAGAAAAAUGGAUAUCAUCUUACUUGUUUUGGUCCAACUUUAAUAAAAAUUCGUUAUGAUUGUCCAGCACUCAUUAAAAAUAAUAUGGAAAUAACUAUUGGAAAAUAAAUAUAUAUCAUUUAAACUGUUUAAGAAGGAUUUAAUGAAAUCCUAGAAUGGCUUUCUAUGUAUGAUCUUUAAGGAUUAAAGCACUUUUUCUUUGGAAAUAAUAUUAAUAACUUAAAAUAACUAAAAUAAAAUAAGAUAGAUCAAUUAAUAAGUUCAGUGUAAUCUUAUAGUGCUACUUAAGAUUAAUUGAUAAAAUUAAGAGAAGCUUAUAAUCAAAUAGAUGAUAUAAUACUCUAAAAUUAUGAUGCAUUCAAAAUUAAUUUAUUAGACAAAUAAAAAAAUACUAUAGUUUUGUAAUUUGGUUGGACAGGUGCUAAGAUUAGUUCAAAAACACAAAGAUAUUAAAAACCACCUGAUAUUUUACUUAAGAAAUAAGAAAUAGAUGAUUUAGAAGAAAAUCCUGAUUUUGAAUUAUUAAUUAAAUUCAUUUAAGGAAAAUAUUGGAUUUGGGGUUCAAAAACUGAUACUUAUAAUACAUUUUAUAAAUAAAAUAAAGAAGAAACUAGAUUGAUUUAACCUGAUGAUGUUAUAAAAUUGAAUAAGAUAGAAUUAUUAGUAUAAAGAUUUAAUUAUGGUUAUUUCUAAGAUCUUGGAACUAAAAGAACAUAAGAAGAUAAUUAUACAAUUAUAUAAGAUUUAUAAGUAAGUAGUAGAGUUCCAGUAUCAUGUUAUGCUAUAUUCGAUGGUCAUAAUGGAAAUUCUUGUGUUAAUUAUAUGUCAUAAAAUCUUAUGGAUAAUAUAAGAGAAUAUUUUAAUUAAGAAUAAAAAGAAUUUGAUCAUCAAAAUAAAUUUUUAGCUUUUCUAUUUGAAAAUAUUAGAGCAGCAUUUAAAGAAACUGAUAGUGAUUUUUUAACUGAUGUUGUUUAAGCAAAUGCUGCAAAUGAUUCAGGAUGUGUAGCUGUUGUAGUAAUGAUUAUAGGUGAUUAUAUUGUUAGUAUUAAUUGUGGUGAUUCUAGAGCAAUAUUAUCAAGAUAAGGUGAAGCUAUUAAUUUAACAGAAGAUCAUAAACCUAAUAUUCCUGCUGAAUAAGCAAGAAUAAAAAGAAAAGGUGGUGGUGAAAUAAUUGGAGGUAGACUUGGAAAUCUUGCUGUUUCUAGAGCAUUUGGUGAUUUUAGUGAAAAAAAGAAAUUUAAAAAAAAUGUUAUUACACCAAAACCAGAUGUUAGAGUUACUAAAAUUGAUUAUAGAACAGAUGAAUUUAUAUUAUUAUGUAGUGAUGGUAUUAUAGAUGGAUUUGGAAAUGCUGAGUAACCUGAAUAGAAUUUUUAAUAAAUAUCACCUAGUCAAAGAGUAAUUGAAUUUGUUAGAAAUAUGUAUAAAGAAUAAUAGAUUGGAUUUUAAGAUCCUUAAGAUGCUGCAUAAUAAGUUGUAUUAAGAGCAUAUUAAUAUAAUGUCACUUAUAGAAGAUAAUCAGAUAAUAUAAGUUGUAUUAUUGUUAAUCUUACUCGUGGAAUAGUGUUUUGA
Paramecium pentaurelia is the source of this 1881-nucleotide messenger RNA. NCBI's taxonomy places the organism in Eukaryota, Ciliophora, Oligohymenophorea, Peniculida, Parameciidae. The record is from the annotation of a GenBank genome assembly.